GCUCCGGACCAGGCUGUUGUUGUUCUCAACGUGGUCCGCCACUGAGCCAUAAAAGCAGAGCGGGGCGCUCUCCUCGUCAGAGCGCAGCGCGCACGCCCGGCAAGCUUCGGGGCUGGUGGUGGCGAUAACGGCAGCAGCGGCGCUCCCGGCCGGUUUCCCUACUCCGGCCCGACCCCUACACUUCGAUUCCCUCCUCUCCGGUCCCCUCCGCUCCGGCCCCGGCCUGGGACCUCCGCUCCGGCCGGUCCGCCCCCGCCCCAGCCCUGCCGCCCGGCCCCAGGUCCGGCCGCGGCCGCUCCCGCCUGGAGCCGCCGCGCGCCCCUAGCCCCCCGGCGCCCCCUCGGCCCCUCGCCUUCCUCUUCCCGGCGCGGCCCCCGGGCUUCCGCGCCCCGCCCGCCACCAACCCGCUUGCCACCAUGUCUGUGGAGCUCGAGGAGGCCCUGCCGCUGACGACCGCCGAGGGGGCGGGCAAAAAGGCCAAGGCCGGCGGCUCGGCGGUGCUGUCUCCGUCCAAGAAGAGGAAGAAUCACAAGAAGAAGAAUCAGCCUGGCAAGUAUAGCCAGCUGGUAGUGGAGACCAUCCGCAGGUUGGGCGAGCGCAACGGCUCGUCGCUGGCCAAGAUCUACGCGGAAGCCAAAAAGGUGGCGUGGUUCGACCAGCAGAAUGGGCGCACCUACCUCAAAUACUCCAUCAAGGCGCUGGUGCAGAACGACACGCUCCUGCAGGUGAAGGGCACCGGCGCCAACGGCUCCUUUAAGCUCAACCGCAAGAAGCUGGAGGGCGGCGGCGAGCGGCGCGGAGCCCCGGCGGCCGCCACCGCCCCGGCGCCCGCCGCGCACAAGGCCAAGAAGGCGGCCCCGGGCGUGGCCAGCCUCCGGCGCGCGGACAAGAAACCCAAGGGUCAGAAGCCCGAGAAGCGCUCGCACAAGAAGGGCGCCUCCUCCAAGAAGGACAAAGGCAACAAGGCUAAGAAGGCGGCGACCUCUGGGGGCAAGAAGGUGAAGAAGGCGGCCAAGCCUAGCGUCCCCAAAGUGCCCAAAGGCCGCAAAUGAGCGUGCUCUCCUGCGGGGUCUUUCCAGGUUUUGGUUUUUUCUACCCCAAGUGUCUGUAGAUUUUGUACGGUUAUCCCGGCCCGGGCCGCCGAGCCCGCUCUGAGCCGCAGGGAGGGGCCCCGGGCCCGCGCCAUCCUUUCUAUGUUCCUCCCAUCCCCCGCUGUUGUAGCGUGUUUUUUUUCCCUUUAGAUUUUUGAAACGGCCCUGGCGACGCCUCUAUUGGCUCUCGCCCUUAGCAACGGCUAUCGCCAUGGUUACCGGCCUUAAGGCGCCAAAGGCUGUGGCUCGCCCGCUAUCCCCGGCGGGGGCCGCGGGUUGGUCAGGCCUGGGCGUGCGUGGAUACGGCCGCUACGCCGCCCUUCCCGGUCACCCACCUUCCCCGCCUUUGGGUGCGCGACAGUCGCUCGGGGCGCGGGGCUGUGCGGCGCUACUCUUUAUCCCGUCGGCCGUUUGGGGGGGCACAAUAAAUUUUUGAAACCUUUGAA
This is a messenger RNA of Manis pentadactyla (Chinese pangolin), 1537 nucleotides long. Its product is annotated as histone H1.10. The record is from RefSeq and is a predicted model, not a curated record. NCBI's taxonomy places the organism in Eukaryota, Metazoa, Chordata, Mammalia, Pholidota, Manidae. Gene Ontology annotation, biological process: nucleosome assembly. The transcript has a single exon. Gene Ontology annotation, molecular function: structural constituent of chromatin; DNA binding. Bases 417 to 1052 code for a protein of 211 amino acids. Gene Ontology annotation, cellular component: nucleosome.